This is a messenger RNA of Pyrus x bretschneideri (Chinese white pear), 4454 nucleotides long. Its product is annotated as proton pump-interactor 1-like. The transcript is spliced from 9 exons. The record is from RefSeq and is a predicted model, not a curated record. NCBI's taxonomy places the organism in Eukaryota, Viridiplantae, Streptophyta, Magnoliopsida, Rosales, Rosaceae. The coding region runs from base 2695 to 4158 and encodes 487 amino acids.
AUUCGCAAACACGCCCUUAUACAUUAGAUAGUCAUAAUCCAUCCACAGCAUUUGAUGUCGGCUGGCUGAUCUACCUCUCGAUCUGCUCUCCUCUGCACUGCACUGCUCUGCUCGACUCUAUUCGACUCCACUGCGUUCCCACCCGCUCGUUCGAUCUGCACCGAUCGGUAUCGUUGUGGCUGUGGUUCUUGUGGGAUUUUGUUUCGGAUCACAAUGACGGCCGGCGUGGUUGUGUACCCUGAUGCCUGUGAAUCUGAGGUCUCCAAAGGUGAGGAGUGAUGCCAUCGUUUCCAAAGAUCCUGUCCAUUCUCAUCUCAAUAGCAGCGUUGUUCAGAACAAUGGUGCUGUUGGUCUUCACUUGGACCCUCAAAAGGACAAUUCCCAAUCUCAUUUGCUCAACAAGGCUGCCGCAGAAGCCCCACAUCUCAAUGACGGAGAGGUGGUGGUGUCUGAGUGAGCAGAGACUGACCAGGAUCCAAAAGAAGCCGAGGACGUACCCAUGGAAGAUGCUUCGAGGGAUCUAAGCCAACAGACAAAGCAUUAUUCGAUGCCAACCUGAGCCCCAACCCCAAUCCCAUCGUUGGAUGAGCAAGUUGUGGGCAAUCUCAUGUCCAAGGAAACUACUGCGGACAACUUGCCUGCUUGUCAUGCUCAUGAACAAAAUGAAUAUUCUGAAAAUGGCCUCGACUCAUCUGCCCCCAUAAUUUUUGAAAAUGCCUCUCUCCAAGAUGCGACAAAGUCAGCUACUCAAGUUGUCAACAGCUGUGUCUCUGAUCAAAGUAAUGGAGAUGGCUUCCCGAAUAUUCACGUGCCUCUAGUUACAAAUGAUAAUGACUUACUUGAUACACCUGAAGAGAAUCAUGGAUCGUGUGAAAAUGCUGAUAGUUUUGAGAAAGUAGCUGUUGGAAAUGGUGAAAGCUUUUCAGCUGUUGCUGAUAAUGAUAUAACAGAAGAUCAAAAUGCUGAGAAUGGCGUUUCUCUACCUACUGAAGAUGUUUCAAAUUGCUCUAUUGAUGAUGUGAGGCUAGAGGCUGAUGCUGUAAAGAUAACUGAGAAGGAUAGUGAAAGCCCCAAUCCUUGCCGCCCUGAGCAUUCAAAAUCGAAAAUUGAAGCAGAGAGUGGACCUGUUGUAGAUGAUACACUGUCAAGUUGCCCAGCUGAUGAUGCAAUAUCAGAACCCAACUCAAAAUCAAAAAUUGAAACGGAGAUUGUGCCCCUUUUUUGUGAUACUCCGUCAAGUUUUCCACCUAAUGCUACAGUAUUAGAAGAACCCCAUUCAAAAUCAGAAGUUGAAUCUGAGAUAGCGAUUGUUGUCAAUGGUACUCUGUCAAGUUUCCACCGAAUGAUGCAAUAUCAGAAGAAUCUACUUCAAAAUCAGAAGUUGAAUCUGAAAGUGUGAUCAUUAUAGAUGAAACUCUAUCGAGUUUCCCACCCAUUGAUGCAAUGUCAGAAGAACCCAAUUCAAUAUCAGAAGUUGAAUCUGAAAGUACCCCAGUUGUAGAUGAUACUCUGCCAAGUUUGCCACCCUAUGAUGCAAUAUCAGAAGAACCCAAUUCAAAAUCAGAAGUUGAAUUUGAUUGUGCGCCCGUUGUAGAUGAUACUCUACCAAGUUUUGCACCCAAAGAUGCAAUAGCAGAAGAACCCAUUUCAAAAUCAGAAGUUGAAUCUGAGAGUACACCCAUUUCGGAUGAUACUUCAAGUUUCCCACCUAAUGAGGCAGUAUCAGACAAACCCAAUUCAAAACCAGAAGUUGAAUCUGAGAAUGCGCCCAUUGGGUUUGAUACUUUGUCAAAUUUCCCACUGAAUGAUGCAAUAUCAGAAGAACCCAAUUCAAAAUCAGAAGUUGAAUAUGAAAGAGUGCCCGUUAUAGACGAAACCCUGUCGAGUUUCUCACCUAAUGAUGUGAUAUCAGAACUCAAUUCAAAAUCAGAAAUUGAAUUCAAGAGUGUGCCCAGUAAAGAUGAUACUCUGUCAAGUUUCACAGCUAAUUAUGCAAUAUCAGAUCCCAAGACCAACCCUGAUUCUGUUGGUUGCGGAGAAAGGGCAUCUAAUGAUGCCACAGGUGUAGACACUGGUUUGUCAAGUUUAGAGGUUGAAUGGGCUGCCAGCCCUUUUAUAUCUGUUUCUGAUAACAAUUCAAAAGAUGCUGGCUUUCCUGCUAAGCCAAAUACUGAUGAAAAACUAGUGUCUGAAGUUCAGAGUAUAUCUGCUCUGGGAAGCAGAGGUAUUCCUGAUGAUGAUGUUAACGCAUCUGAAUCCAGGGUUCUGAAUGACUCUUUUGUGGAGAAUGGCAGGCCAUUAACUUGCAACUUGAAUGAUGUUCAAAUUGAGAGUGAUGUUAAUUCAACAUGUACGGAAGUGGAGCACACUUACGGAAUACUUGGAUCUGAACCCUCAACAUCUUCUGGGGAAGUUUCCACUGCUGAUGCUGUGGAAGGGCAGAAUAAGGGUGCUGAGGUAGAAAAAAGGCCGUUCUAUUUCUUGAUAAGGUUUCCAAGAUAUGAUGAUGAAAAUUUAAAAGAAGAGAUUAAACAGGCUCAGUUACAUGUUGAAGAAAAAACUAAAAGCCGGGAUGCUAUUCGUUCCUAAAUCCAAACUAAAAGGGCCACUUGUAAGGAGUAUUUCGAUAAAAUUGAAGCAGCCAGAUCUGAAGAGAGAGCUGGACGAGACCUGUUUAAGGCCAAACGCAAGGAAAUGGAUUCUGUUCAAUUAAUGAUUAACAGAGUCAAGAAUGCCAUCUCUAUCGAGGAUUUGGAUUAUAAAAUACGCAAUAUGGAACACAGUAUGGAGCAUGAGACCUUGCCUUUGAAGGAAGAAAAACAAUUUAUUCACGAAAUCAAGCAACUGAAGCAACUUCAUGAACAACUCUCUUCUAGCCUGGGUGAGCAGGAUGAAGUUCAAGAAGCUUUAGACCAGAAAUACCAUGUUGAACUGAGCUUAAAGGUUCUGAGGAAGGAAAUGGAUCUACUCAGAGAAAAUCUUCUCAAAGCGGAGGCAGUCACUCAAGCUGCUAAGAAGAGAUUUAAUGAAGAAAAUAAUAUGCUUAAUGAAAUACUUAAUCAGUUUAGAGCUGCAGAUGACAUUCGUCAAGAAGCAUAUGCACAUUUACAGAGUUUGAGGAAACAACAAUAUGAGAAGAACAAAUACUUUUGGAGAUACAAGGAUGAUGUGAAGGCUGCUAAUAAUCUGGCACUGAGUGGAGAUAGGGAACAACUACAACGUUUGUGUAUCAAUCAGGUGGAAACAAUUAUGGAACUCUGGAAUGAUAAUGAUGAUUUCCGUAAAGAAUACUUCAGAUGCAACAACAGGAGUACACUGAGGAGGUUGAGAACCUCAGAUGGGCGCUCUCUUGGUCCUGAUGAGGAGCCCCCUGUAAUACCUGAUAUCGUAAGAGCAACCAAGAAUAAUUUGGCAACAGUGGUUUCCACUCCGGAACAAGCAAAACAAGUUGCCCCUGAGGUGUCUGAAAAACCAGAUGACAUAUCUUCAAUGAAGGUUGUUCAGCAUAAAAAUGAGAUAGCUAAAACGAAGAAGCCUGUGAAACUCACUUCCUCGGAAAUUAUCCCAGAAACUGCUCCUGAAAGAAGUGAUAUUAAAGAGGAAAGGGUAGAAGUCCCUAAAAUAACAAAGGAGGAAGAACAGUUGAGAAAGGAAGAAGCUGAAGCUAGGUUGAGAGAGCAGCGCAGGUCGGGGGAGAAGGCCAAAGCUAAAGAAGCACAGGAGAGGAAAAAAAGAAUAGUGGAGAAGGCUCAAGCCAGAGCUGCCAUAAGAGCACAGAAGGAAGCUGAAGAGAAAGAGAAGGAAAGGGAGAAGAGGAUAAGGAAGAAGGAAAGAAGGAUGGCAACUACAACAAAGGCUACAAAUGAUGUUAGUGAAGGAGAAUCUGCUCCAGAAGCAAGCUUAGAAGCCCCAAAAGAAAUUCCUAAACAGCCUGAGACUAGAGAGAACCCGGUGACAGUAACAAAGAGGUCUCAGAAAUCAGCGCAAUCAACUCAGCAAACCAAGGUAAAAUCCAUCCCUCUGCCUCUACGCAACCGCAGUAAGAGAAGGAUGCAGCCUUGGAUGUGGGCCUUAGCGACAGUUCUGCUGAUCGUUGCCUUGUUAAUGGGCAAUGUAGGCAGCUCCUAUUUGAAGUCUCCGCUGGAAAAGUUUUUCUGAAUACAUGCGGUUAUUUAACUAGGUAAAGUAAUAGAAUUUGCUGGGGCAUUACCAUAAUAAUAUUAGUAUUAGAGAGGCGCGCCGCGCGCACACACACACACACUAUAUAGGCAAUUCUUUUGUGCUCAUGUAUGUAGGGGUUUAUUUUCCUUCUAGUUUGCAGUUGUCUUUCACAUCUGAUAUUGGUUGGUUUCUUUAAUUAUUAUUGUUAUUAUAAGCGUGAAGAAUAAAAUGUGCGACAAAACGGAGAAAAAAGGAACCAAUUCUGAUGAUGAUGAUGAUGCUUUUUUUACCUA